AUAUGCCUGAGCCCUUUCUUGCCUGCAAUCAACCCGUUACUCCCUCAUCACUACCUCUACAGAAUUUUGCUGAUCCUCCCGGCUCCACCAACACAAUGAGGUGAGCACUGCCCUUUCCAAAGUUCUCGCAAUAUGCUGGGGCUACUAUUCUAACUGCGCAGUGAGCCAAUUCUCUUUGAUUCCACCUUCGCUAUCACCGGUUUCGACCAGAAUAAAUACGACCGUGUCGCUCGUAUAUCUGGGGAGAGAGAGGAUCUGAAGUUCUCCCUUGACAUCCACGUCGAGCUCUACCCAGUUGCCGUUGGCGAGACGGUUCAACUAUCCCUCGCGUCCACCUUAUCCCCCGAUGGCGCAAAAGAGGACCCAGCGGAGAGCAAAACCGGUUGGAAGGAGAACAAGGCAGCGGAGCCGAGCCUUGCUGACACCUAUGACUACGUUUGCCAUGGGAAGGUGUAUAGAUUCGAAGAGGGAAAUGGGGAGUUCAUGUAAGAUACCUAUACUCAGGUGGCUCUAUUUCCUUCAUUGUGUUAAUAGAAUCGGGUGUUCAGCAAGGUAUUCGCCUCCUUUGGAGGUUUGCUUCUCUUUCUCGAAGGUCCUCAUAAGAAGCUAUCCUCGAUGAGACAUGAGUAUGUCUACUUACUCAUGAAAAAAUAAAUUAGACACGUUUCUAGUCAAAAAGAGAAAAAAGAACUGUAUACUGUCCCAGCAUUCACUAGUCCACAGGAUCAUAACAAUGUCAAAUUACUACGGAGAAAACACAGUCGUUCCCGCCCGGAACACCCACGGACCCGCCCCAUCUCUGUGAAACGGAGUACGACCCUCGAUAAACUUAGUCCAUAGCAUCUGUGUGAAGUUGACAGAUCACCAUGUUGGGAAUUCUAAAAUUCUAUGUAGACGGGAGCCGAUUUCAAUGUAGUCCGGUUCGUUUUCCGGGGUAAUGAUCCCAUGACGGAUGAAGAAGUCCUGAUAUCGUUAGCUUCGUGACUGCCGUGAGGACGAAUUUUCCCAUAUUCCUACCAGAAGCACUAUAAAUACUUUUAGUCUAGGUGUCUAAUUUAGCCAGGGUUGAGUUCAUACCUAAAUUGCAAUUGGGCUUAAAACUUCCUUUUGCCAAUUCAGCUUUUACCUG
Molecule: messenger RNA, 1129 nt
Organism: Tuber aestivum (summer truffle)
Lineage: Eukaryota; Fungi; Ascomycota; Pezizomycetes; Pezizales; Tuberaceae
Source: the annotation of a GenBank genome assembly